UAUGCUGCUCUCUUGACUUUCACAGUUGUGCCUUUGCAGAUUCUGGAAAACACCAUGAGCUUGAAGAUAGUCCGGAAGGUGCAUGAGGCACUGCGUCACAUCAUGGCAGGGCUGAUCUUCAAUUCAGACAUGAAUGCAGAAUCCCUUCUCCUCCUCAGUCAUGGUCUCAUCAGUGAAAACUUGCCUCUGCUUACUGAGAAGGCCAAAAAAAAAGUUGCCCCUCCUCCAGAUCCUCGUCUACAACCAGAGAGCUGCCUGCUGCUCCAGCCCACCCCCACAAGAGGUGGGCAGAAGGCACGUGUCAGCAGCAGGACCAACACGUAUACUUUGGUUGAUUCAGGACUUCGGCUGCUGCACAUGAGCCUGAAGAGGUCCAAAGUAAAUUCUUCUGAGGAGCGUGUUCUGGAAAUGUUAGACCCCUUUGUACAGCUGCUUCUAGACUGUCUGAAAUCUAUGGAUGUCAAGGUGAUAACUGGUGCUCUGCAGUCCUUGGUGUGGAUUUUGAAGUUCCCUUUACCUUCUGUCAGUACGAAUCUGGAGCCGCUGAUCAAGCAGCUUUUCCUAUUGCUGAAAGAAUUUGCCAAGACAGGAAUAGCUAAAGGCCAGAAUUUCCACCUGGUUGUGAGCUGUUUCAAAUGUGUAACAAUACUUGUGAAGAAUGCAAAGAGUCAGAUAACAAGCAAACAGCUCCAAGUGUUGCUUGGCUUUGCUGAAGAAGACAUUUAUGACUCAUCACGCCAAGCUACUGCCUUUGGCCUUCUCAAGGCUAUUUUAUCCAAGAAGCUGAUUGUCCCUGAAAUCGAUGAUGUGCUGCAGAAGGUUGCCCAGCUGGCCAUCACAGGUCAAAGUGAGCCAGUGCGACUCCAGUGCAGGCAGAUUUACUUAAAAUAUAUGCUGGACUACCCGCUUGGUGACAAGCUGAAGCCCAAUUUGGAUUUCAUACUCGCACAACUGGAGUACGAGUAUGAAACUGGAAGGGAAUCUGCACUGGAGAUGAUUGCAUACCUCCUUGACACAUUCCCACAGGACCUCCUCCACAAGUACUGUGGGUUGUUUUUUCUGUCUCUAUGCAUGAUGAUGAUAAAUGAUGACUCUGCCAAAUGCAAAAAGAUGGCAGCUUUGACGUGUAAAUCUCUCCUCAGUAAGAUAAACAAUGAAAAACAAGAUCUGAUGUUCUCUCUGGUCACAGAGUGGUUUCACAGCAAGAAGAGCUCACACAGAAGGCUGGCUGCCCAGGCAUGUGGUUUGUUUGUUGAAGUGGAGGGAGUAAUGUUUGAACGGCGGCUUGGACCUAUCCUCACCUUGAUUGAAAAAGAAAUCAACCCAGUUAAAUUUGAAGAUAUAACUGGAGAGGAGGAGGAGAAGGCUGCAGACAGGCUGCUAUUCAGCUUCCUGGUGUUGGUAACAAAGCUAAUCACAGAGUGUAACUUGGUUCAGUUAACCAAGAACAGUGACGUUGUGAGCAAUAUUUGGGGUCAUGUCCAGUCUCACCUGUGGUAUCCUCACAGCUGGGUCUGGCUGACAGCUACUGAGAUUUUUGGCUUGUUGUUUGCAUCCUACAAGCCAGAAUAUCUUGUCAGCAAGUGGAGGGCAAGAAAAGCAGGGAAGAGGAAAAAGACCUCAGCAGAGCUGUCUGCAUCCACAUUUUUCUUGACUGCUGAACUGGACAAAAAGAUGAAGGAACUCAGCUUUGCAUUCUGCCAUCAGCUGCAGUCCAAGUUUCUGGACCUGUAUCUCGGAGAGCAGGUGAUAAAGAAUUUACUUUUUGUGGCAAAAGUUGUUUACUUGCUAGCCCCUGCCUCAGAAGAAAGUAAAGAGGCUGAAGGAGAAGUCAGCUGUGAAGUGGAAGAGCAGGAGGCCUCAGGAGAUGAGGAAGAGAAAAACAUUUCUGCUCAAGGAGAGAAAGAAGGAGAGGACACAGAAGAGAAGCCAGCCACGUUGCUGUGGUUAAUGAAGAAGCUGUCUCUCAUGGCAAAGCGAGAAGCAGCAUAUUCCCCUAGGAUCCCUUUAAAGAGAAGCUGCAUCUUUAAGUUCCUGGGAGCAAUUUCAGUGGAUCUGGGGAAAGACAGGAUCCAGCCGUACCUUCCAACAAUUCUCACCCCUCUGUACAGGGAGCUGAACAGCACCUACGCAGAGCAAGAUCCAACACUGAAGAACCUUUCCCAAGAAAUCAUAGAACUGCUUAAGAAGUUAGUUGGACUGGAGGCUUUUUCGCUUGCCUUUUCUUCUGUGCAGAAACAGGCCAAUCAGAAAAGAGCGAUGAGGAAAAAGCAGAGGGCUUUGCAGACUGUAGCAAACCCUGACAUUGCUGCAAGGAGGAAGAUGAAGCGACAUAAGAAUAAAGCAGAAACUAGGAAGAGAAAACAAGAAUUCCUGCAUCCUACCUACAAGGCCAAGAGACCUCGAAGUCAUGCACUGAAGGAUUUAGCAACGGUGGAAUGAAAAGGCUUUUCCUUCCUGCAGGAUUAAUUUAUAAAAAGUAAUUUCAAGCUAAGGAACUAAUUACUGUUUUAAAAAAAUGUAUUUACAUAUUUUAAUUGUAUUUAUUAGUAUUUUUUUCAUGUCCUCUUUUUCAUCUAGGAUCUUAAAUAAAAGGUUUUCAAUUUUUUUUCCAAACCUGUAUAUUUACCAGAGCAUGUACAGUUGAAUGCACACCAUCAUCUUUAUCUUAAAUUUUACUUAGUUUUUUAAAA
Molecule: messenger RNA, 2693 nt
Organism: Merops nubicus (carmine bee-eater)
Lineage: Eukaryota; Metazoa; Chordata; Aves; Coraciiformes; Meropidae
Gene: UTP20
Product: UTP20, small subunit (SSU) processome component, homolog (yeast)
Exons: 17
Cellular component (GO): nucleolus; 90S preribosome; small-subunit processome
Source: RefSeq, a predicted model, not a curated record